Messenger RNA from Pseudoliparis swirei, 2331 nucleotides. It is a transcript of the gene lsp1a, whose product is annotated as lymphocyte specific protein 1 a. The transcript has 13 exons. NCBI's taxonomy places the organism in Eukaryota, Metazoa, Chordata, Actinopteri, Perciformes, Liparidae. Gene Ontology annotation, biological process: signal transduction. Gene Ontology annotation, molecular function: actin binding. The coding region runs from base 148 to 1797 and encodes 549 amino acids. The record is from RefSeq and is a predicted model, not a curated record.
UGUGUGUGUGUGUGUGUGAAGGGUCUCUACCAGUGAAACACACACACACUCAUCAGUCUGAGCUCUGGGCUUCGGUGCGGCGGCAGGACAGAAAGCUGCGUUCAGUGUGGACUUUAACGGAAGAGAAGAAGAAGAAGGAUCAGCAGCAUGUCCAGCGCUCUGCUGAGGAGGAGCUCCAGUAAACUGGGUCUCCAGCAGCUCAUGAGGCUGACGGCUCAGAGGAGCGUGGAGGACGCCGAGGAGGUGGAGAGGGAGCAGAGGAGGAGGAGGAGGGAGGAGACGCAGUGGAGCAACGGAGGCUCGCCGCCCGGGGAGUCGUCUUCAGAGGACGGGACGUACGACCUGAAGCCGAGCAGCUCUGUGGCUCUGGAGGAGGACGAGGGCUUCAGUGAUUGGACUCAGCGUCGAGAGAGGAGGAGGCAGCAGCGGCUGCAGGAGCUCAGCCAGGGAGGCGAGGAAGACGAAGAGGAAGACACCGUCAACAAAGGUGUCCCCGGGAAGAGCGUCCAGGACUCGGUCUCGCCCUCGGGCCGACUCCACAGACAGGAUCGCCUCAAAGAAGACGUGACCGGGGUGGAGAUGGAGAGGAGGAAGGAGCGUGAGGAGAUGGCAAGGAGGGACGAAGAGAGGGAGGAAGAGGAGGACAAGAGGAUGAGAGAGGAGGCGGUGAACCGGAGGAAGGAGGAGAUUCAAAGGCCGAACACAGAGGUGGAGAAGAGGUCAGAGGUGAAAGUCUUCUACACGUCCAAGGUGUUUCUUCACCAAGAGCCCAAACAGAGCGACGCCAACGGAGACGCCGCCACAAAGGAAGUGACGUCGUCCAAGAGCAACAGGAAAAAAAGGUCCACCAGCAGAGCCGUGGAGCCGGAGCAGGCGGAGGCCGUCCAGGAGGCGGAGCAGCCGAGACUCCGACAGGAGGAGGCGGAGCAGGAGGCGGAGCAGCCGAGACACCGACAGGAAGAGGCGGAGCAGGAGCUGGAGGAGCUGAAGAGAAGGAGGGAGGAGAGGCGGCAAGUCCGGCUGGGAGACGAGCAUCGGAGGAAGGAGGAGGAGCAACGACUGGCCAGAGAGGAGGAGGAGAGGAGGAGCAUGAAGGACAUGGAGAGGAGGAGCAUGAAGGAGGACAUGGAGAGGAGGAGCAUGAAGGAGGACAUGGAGAGGAAGAGGAUGGAGGCAGCAGAGAGGAUGAAGAGCCUCAGUACGUCCAGCGUGAACGGAGACGAGGUUCUCAGUCCCUUCAGUCCCAAAACCCACAAGAUCUCAGAGAGGACGGGGUCUCUGAACCGCUCCCUGAAGAAGAGUAACAGCUUCAAGAAAACUCAGACGCUCGUCCUGCUGCCGAAGAUCGACAACAAGCUGGAGCAGUACACACACGCUGUGGAGAACUCCCAGGAGGUGCGGGCCGUGAAGGCAUCACGGACCGACCGGCCCAGCCCCCCGGAGGCUGAAGCCCGCAGCCGGAGCACCGGGGGAGGCAACAAGGACGCAGAGGGGCUGACGGUGGGCGUGGCCAAUCGAAUCACCCAAUGGGUGAAGGGCCCGGCUGACGGCAGCAGAGCGUCACCCGGCAGAGCGACCGAGGUGAGACCCGGAGAUGUGAUGCAGAAAAAGAACAUGUGGGAAGUUAUUGGAGACUCAACAGGGAAGCAAAGCCCCAGAGCCAAGGGAUCAGCAGCUGGUAAAAAGUACAAAUUUGUGGUCACGGGUCACGGAAAAUAUGAGAAGAUCCCGACGGACGGAGAGAACGGAGGAGAGUUCACUGACGGAGUCUCUGAUCUCUACGCUGACGACCUUUGAGGAGGUUUCGUCUCUUCAGCUUCGUCACAAUCAUGAGUCUCAAUAUCUCAUUUACAGACUAUAAAUCAUUGUUUCUGACUCAACGGCUCAAAUGCGAAAUAUUUGACCUCCUAAUGUUCCUAUUGGUUGGAUUCCCUCUUUGUAUUCUCUAAUGUUCAGUGUUCAUGAUGAUGUAUAUAUCUGGCUGAGCUCUUCGGUGUUUAGCUUUAACUUCCGGCCGACCUGGAUGAUGGUGAAGGGAAACCGACAAGUCUUCUGAAGAGAACACAUCUACGUGUGCAUGUAGUCGUCAUGGUGUCUGCACUCAAACUUUUGGCUGAAGAACAAUCUGAAGGUGUGUUUCAAGAGAUUAAAUACAAUAUAUGACAUGAAUGUAGUCUCUGUUACAUUCCACGUGUAUCACCUCUACAAUCAAACCAUCUCCUGACUCUGUGCUACUGCAGACUCACUUUUAAUAUCCAUGUCCUGACAUGUAUGAUUGUUUGUGCUUUUAAUCACUUUUCUUAAAUAAAUUAAAAAUCAUUUUCCAAUGUG